Rotaria sp. Silwood2 is the source of this 276-nucleotide messenger RNA. The record is from the annotation of a GenBank genome assembly. Lineage: Eukaryota; Metazoa; Rotifera; Eurotatoria; Philodinida; Philodinidae.
AUGGGUAGGAAGUCAUCUAUUUCUCUGGAGAAAGAUAGCCAUAAAAAUGGUGGUUAUCAUGAACAUUCAAAUAAUCAUCAUCAACCGUCAACUUCGAAUUUCUAUCAGAAAUCGCAUGAAUUAUUAAAUGAUCAACAUAUUAUUACGUAUUACAAUUCCACAUUAAUGCAACAAUCAACUGUAGUUGUAUCAUCAAGAUCAAAAACGCAUGAGCAACCUGUUGAAUCGGCAAUAUAUCGUCGUCCCCACUCUUCAUCAAAUGAUGAAUUAUCAUAA